AUGAAGACUACGCAUGUUGUCCCAAUCUCCCUUGCCUGGUGGUUGACGAAGGUCGUCACCCGACCCGUCUCUGACCAGCCAGGUUUCACAACUCCCGGCAUCGCUGAUAGCAAUCAAACAGUAACAGUAGAGUCUAACACCAUAGCGUCCGAUAUCCAGGCUCUGGAUAGUCCUCACGGUGGCGAUGUGGACUCCACUGAGAACGUCAACCCCGACCCAAAAACCCAGAUCUACCCCAAGCGGUCGGACGGUGACGCGCCAUAUUCGAAGUCGGAGCAAGAGCUGAGAAGCAAGAUUUAUUUCCCAGAGACGUUCAAUGAAUCUUCGAAUAAACAGCCGGUGAUUCUGAUACCAGGAAUGGGUGCGAUGGCCGGAUCAACAUACCGCGCGAAUCUUGGCAUUCUACUCGCCCAGUCCGACUUUGCCGACCCUCUCUGGGUGAACAUCCCAGACGCGUCACUCAACGACGCCCAAGAAAACUCGGAAUACGUCGCAUACUCCAUGAACUACAUCCAAACCUGGACGGGAAGAAAACCAGCCGUAGUCGCUUGGGGACAGGGAAACCUCAACGUGCAGUGGGCACUCAAGUACUGGCCGAGCACCCGGGAUGCGGUUACGGACCUGGUGGCACUGAGCCCCAAUUUCCGCGGGACCACGGAGGCAUUCUACGGCUGUAACAUAAUCUUGCCCAUCAUCGGCGCCGCACCGAGUGUUUAUCAACAGACGUACGACUCUGCAUUCGUGCGCACUCUUCGCGCGGAUGGAGGCGACAGUGCAUACGUCCCGACUACGUCAAUAUUCAGUGCAACGGACGAAAUCAUUCAGCCCCAAUCUGGCCCGAAUGCUUCGGCCGUUCUCAAUGAUGCGCAAGGAGUGGAUGUGUCAAACAUUGAGGUACAAAACGCUUGUCCCAACACACCAUCUGGUCGCACUAUACCGCAUAAGGGCAUUCUGUACAACUCGUUGGCAUUCGCCCUGUUAAAAGAUGCUCUCGAGAACGAAGGACCGGGAAAGCUGGAAAGGAUUGACAAGAAGGUCUGCGGGGAUCAUUCCGCGGGUCAAUUGAACGCUGUUGAGAUCAAUGCAACGGAAGCCAUCUUGGAUGACACUGCGAUGGAUUGCCUGUUGUAUCCCAAAAAGGUAUGGGGCGAACCGGAUAUUAAGAAAUACGCGCAAGAAUAG
Molecule: messenger RNA, 1182 nt
Organism: Colletotrichum graminicola M1.001
Lineage: Eukaryota; Fungi; Ascomycota; Sordariomycetes; Glomerellales; Glomerellaceae
Exons: 2
Coding region: 1-1182 (393 amino acids)
Source: RefSeq, a predicted model, not a curated record